Messenger RNA from Marmota monax (woodchuck), 15142 nucleotides. It is a transcript of the gene Clvs2, whose product is annotated as clavesin 2. Bases 1136 to 2119 code for a protein of 327 amino acids. Gene Ontology annotation, cellular component: membrane. The transcript has 6 exons. NCBI's taxonomy places the organism in Eukaryota, Metazoa, Chordata, Mammalia, Rodentia, Sciuridae. The record is from RefSeq and is a predicted model, not a curated record. Gene Ontology annotation, molecular function: phosphatidylinositol bisphosphate binding.
CCCAAAGAGGCAGGGAGAGAAGAGCUGAGUGCGUGCGCGAGCUGAGUGCUUACGUCGCAGCGAGAUCUGUGCUGGGAUAAUUAGAGAGGAGUUGAGCUGAGCUGAGUCCUCUUUUAGCAGCAGCAGCCGGAGCCGCAGCAGCAACCCGGAGGGGUGCACCGGACUCUGGUCACUCGGAGCGCGCAGGGAGAGGCGGGUGCCGCGCCCACCGCCCCGGCGGCUCUGGGUGCACAAAGGCAGCGGCCGCCGGCGUGGCCUUUUCCAUCCAGGCGUUCGGGUCCCCUCCCUCCCUUCUCUCCCGAAGGCGAAAAUGGCAGGGCCGGGCGGGGACCUGGGACAGCGGUGGCCCUAGCUCUACCGUCCCCACCCCUCCUGCUGAGAGGCAGCGGGUUGCCCUCAGAGGAUGCAGCCCCAGCUACUCCCGAGUGAGUCUUCGGCCCGGGUCCCCGCUUCCGCCCCUCUUCUCUGUUCCUUCCAUACCGCCGAGAGGAGUUGAUGCUGCUGUCGCCCCCGCUGCCGCCACCGCCGCCGAAGCCUGGGCUGAUGGAUGCCAGGGAGUGCCGCAUUGCUUAGCGUCCCCGCCUCCGGGUUUGCUGACACUCUCUCCCCGCCCUGGAUCUCAGCGCUGAAGAACCACCUUAUUAUUAAUCAGAAUUCCCUUCGUUAUCCCUGGCAGGCGCAUCCUUCAGUAGGAACUGCAGAAACAUCACAGUGCUGGGGCUGAGAUGUGCGUGGGGGUUGUUUUUAUUACAUCUUGGAAGAGAAGAGAAGAGGACCGCACCAUGAUCAGAACCCCUCGUGCUAGGUGGGAUUAGGGGUGUUUCAUUCAGAGAGAGAGAAAGGACCAGAAGGAGCAGCGAGCAGGGCCCUCCAGAGGUCCACGUUUCUUUAAAGAGGGAACUAAACGGGGCCUUGUUUUUAGGGGUUUAGGGGGAAAGUUUAUAUCCUCCACAGUAAAGCUGUUAGAAAGCAAGUGCAACAGGGUACUUGAUUAAUCACGAAGAUCAAUUCUUUCCUGAAAGGAGAAGCAGGCAGCAGCGAGGUCUGGGGCCAGAGUGUGGAAGUGGCAAAGGCCAGGUUUGUUGUGGGACAGUCAACAAGAGCUUCAGAGCAAAGGCUCUGGAAAGACAGAACAAUGACUCAUUUACAAGCUGGCCUCUCCCCUGAGACCCUGGAGAAAGCUCGCCUGGAACUGAAUGAGAACCCAGACACGCUGCACCAGGACAUCCAGGAGGUGAGGGAUAUGGUCAUCACCAGACCGGACAUUGGCUUCCUGCGCACUGAUGAUGCUUUCAUCUUACGCUUCUUGCGGGCGAGGAAGUUUCAUCACUUUGAGGCCUUCCGCCUCUUGGCCCAAUACUUUGAGUACCGUCAGCAGAACCUGGACAUGUUCAAAAGCUUCAAGGCCACUGACCCUGGCAUCAAGCAGGCGCUGAAAGAUGGCUUCCCUGGGGGCUUAGCCAAUCUGGACCACUAUGGCAGGAAGAUUCUAGUCCUUUUUGCUGCCAACUGGGAUCAGAGCAGGUACACACUGGUGGAUAUUCUGCGUGCCAUCUUACUUUCUUUAGAAGCCAUGAUUGAAGAUCCUGAGCUUCAAGUCAAUGGGUUUGUUUUGAUCAUAGACUGGAGUAACUUCACCUUCAAGCAAGCCUCUAAACUUACGCCAAGCAUGCUGCGAUUAGCUAUUGAAGGUCUUCAGGAUAGUUUCCCAGCACGAUUUGGAGGAAUUCAUUUUGUCAAUCAACCUUGGUACAUCCAUGCCCUGUACACUGUGAUUCGGCCUUUCCUGAAGGAGAAAACUCGGAAAAGGAUAUUUCUGCACGGUAACAAUCUGAACAGUCUACACCAACUAAUUCAUCCUGAGAUCCUGCCCUCUGAGUUUGGAGGAAUGCUGCCCCCUUAUGACAUGGGAACAUGGGCAAGAACACUGCUAGACCACGAGUAUGACGAUGACAGUGAGUACAACGUGGACUCCUACAGCAUGCCUGUGAAGGAAGUAGACAAGGAGCUCUCCCCAAAGUCCAUGAAGAGAUCCCAAUCAGUAGUGGACCCCACUGUACUAAAGCGCAUGGAUAAAAACGAGGAAGAAAACAUGCAACCUUUGCUUUCUCUGGACUAGUAACUUCUCCACACCCACUCCACGGAUUAGAAAUGGAAGGUACUAGUUUUCAGCAACAGGGCUAGCACUGUGGAGGAAUUACCAGCUGGAAAUCUAUUUAUUCAUGUUAAUGUAGCAUAAUAUAUAAUAAGGCAUCAGGCUUUCUCAUUUGCCUGAACCAUGGGUGCCCUGGGCUGGAUUUAAAAAAAAAAAGUCAAUAAUUUAUUCUGUAAGUGCCAAGUUCUUUGUAAAUACAAUAUAAUCUUCAUGUCAAGUUUGUAAAUUUUAGUAGCGAUUUACUUUGGGAAAGAUUGACUCAAAAAUUGAAGCCAGUGAUAUGAGCUAUAACAAAAAGCAGAAAAGACACAUGAAGUAUCAAAGGUAACUUAAAUGUAGCCCUGUUUCCUAUGAAGCCAUAUUUCUGCUCUCAUAGUGAAUAGUUUCCUUGUUUGUCUCUGAAACUCAAUAUUCAAGUAUACUUUGGGCACAAGAAACUAUAGAAAUUAUUGUAAUUAAUGUAUUCCUAUUUAGUGAUAUUCACUUCAGACAGAAUGUGUCCUAGGACUAUCACUGGCUUUGCAUUCUGGAGACAGAGAAUGACAGAUGAGCUGGUGAACUAAACACUUGAACUCUUUCAUGUUCAUUCCUGGAGUCUUUCAAAAAGAUGUCUCCCCACUUAAAAUGUGGAAUUUUGAACUGCUGUCUUCACCACGUGUCCUUUAUUCAAGACCCCCUCGUUCCCCAAUGUGAUGUACUUUAAAAAUGUUUCCCUUCAAAACUCUUUGGCCAAGAAAAUGAAAACCCAUAUGUGACUAGCAUUUUGACAUCUAAUUUGGAAAACAAAAUUUGCCACUUACAAAUAAGUGGCUAAUUUCUAAUUGUUGUGCACUUGUUGAAAUAUAUAUAUAUAUAUAUUCACACAUACAACAUAUAUAUUUUUACUGAGCUCUAAUAAAUCCUUGAUGUGACAGGCUUAUAAAAUAAAUCAUGCAUAUUAAUGAUGUUAGAGAUGUUGCAGAUAAUUAAUUGCCUGGGAUACUAACUCUGGAAAAUCACCUUCACUGAAGUUAAUGAAAAUGAGAAAUAGUGAAACACACUUUAAUGUACCUAUAUAAGGGACAUACAAUAUACUUUAUAAUAUAUUUUGAAUAUGUGCCACUUUUCUGAAAUAUGUUUUUCCUUCAAACAAUAGGUCUCAACAUUGUGUAGGUGAACAAAAAGUAAAUUAUUUUUUCUCGGUUUUAGUUAGUUGUCAUAGAGUUCUUGUAUGUCUGCUUUUUUCCCCAAAAAAGAUUGAAAGAAUAUGCUGCAACCAGGUUAUAAUGAAAGCAUGUGAGGUCAUCUGAGCAUAUGAUCGUUUAAAUCUGUUUUUAAAAUCUGUAUAUUAUUUAAAAUUUUAUUUUCUGAAAGUUUUAUGAUAUAGCAAAUUUAAGAUCUUAUUUUAAAUCUCAAACUCCAGCAUGAACAAGCAAGAUUUUUAUCACCCUUUCAGCAUGAUCACGAUGAAUUUUGAGACUGAGAAUUUACCAUUGAUGUGUUCUUUUGAAAGACAAAUAUCUGCAAUAACUGGGAAACCAACAUAAGUAAAGGCAUGUAAUGAAUGACCUUUACAUACUUCUAGCCAAAAGCUUCAAAAAUUCCCCAUUAUAAUUCUACUAAGAAUCUUAAAAUCAAACCAGUACAACAUUCUGCAACAUACCAAAACUGUCUGACAUUAAUAAAAAUAUAUAAAUUAACAUGAAUAAAAGACACUUUAGGAAUGGCAGCUUCCUAUCAAGAGCAAAAGAAUAAGGACUGUCAAGAACUCUACCCACCCUUGUUACAGAGAUUAGAAUGGUUGAGGGAUUCAAAGCUACAGCAAUUUUCUAAGAACACAACCCUUUAUGUAAUUAUGUUUCUGUUUACCUGACAUACAUGCUAUAGUUCUGGCUUUGUGUACUACAUAAAUAUGUGGUAGGCAGUAUGAUCUAUUGGAAUCCAAUAGAAAUCACAGAAGUACAGAAGGGCAAUCAACUGUUCUUUCUUAUGAAUUUCUCUGAAUGUGCACCCUUUAUUGCCAGUUUUCAGAAUUCUACCAGCUUCAGAUGUCAACCAGCACAGUCAGCUUCUUUCCCCUGUCAUAUAGUCAGUGUCAUAUAUAAAAAUAACUAGUAUCAUUUGUACUCUCUCCCUACCCCACGUUGGAAAUUUUGCAUCGGCAUUGCCAUGUGUGUGCCUGAUCUUGCUCAAAUGAGCAAUUGAAAGUUGGCUAGUUUGUGUAAAAUAGUUAAAAAUGAAUGAACAAAUCGCAGCAAUGAUGCCUUUUGAAAUUGCUAUAUCUAGUUCAGUCAGUGAGUAAACUCAUUUCCCAGCAGUUCUGAAGCUGCUUAGUCAAGGGAUUUUCGUUCAAUUCCCCUCAGCAUCAUCUAACUAGUGCUAUUUAGGCAAUUUUUUCUCCUCAUUGAUUUUUUUUUUUUUUGCAUCAUGUAGCUAUCUACUGUUAUAUAACCUAGUAAAUAAACAUCCCUAUAUUUUUUUCACCUUAAUUGCAAUAGUACCCCAUUGAUACUCACAUUUACACUAGUCUCCUAGUAGUUUUGCCUCUCUACUUUGAGAGCCAUAAUUCACUCUUUCAAUCAUCUUGUUACUUGAAAAUUGUGGAAAAUUUGAAAAUUUAAAGAGUUAUCACACUGAUUUGAAUAGUACAGUAGUCCAUUUAAUUUUCUUCUUCUUUUUUUUUUUUUUUUUUUUUUUGUGGUGCUGGGGAUCAAAGCCAGUGCCUUGAUCACACUAGGCAAGCACUAAAGUCAACAACUCAGCUACCAGCCCACACUCCAUCAUGUACUUCUUCUCUCAGCUAGACUACACCAUCUUUGAUUUCUAAUUUCUUUCUUCUUCCUUUUUUUUUUUUUUGUACUGGGAUUGAUCUCAGGGGCACUUGAGCCACAUCCGCAGCCCUAUUUGUAUUUUUUAUUUUGAAACAGGGUUUCACUGAGUUGUGUAGCAACUUGCAUUUGCUGGGGCUGGCUUUGAACUCAUGAUUCUCCUAUCUCAGCCCCCAGAGCUGCUGGGAUUACAGGCAGCUGUGUGCCACUGCAUUUUUCUGCCCAUAGUUUCAGGGAAGCUGCUUCCAAAACUAAUUUAAAAAUAAAUAAUUCUUGUUAUCAUUCCACCAGUGAUAUUUGCCUAUGUUUUGACUACUAUGUUAAAAAAUAAGAGGUUAUCAUGAAAAUAUACUUUUAAGAACUAUGAAGAAAUGCCUCUUUAAAAAUAAGAUAAAGCAGUGACACUGGCGUCUACAUUCUAUUUGUAUGCUCUUUCAAAAAGUCAAUAUCUACACCGAUAUUAUAAGGUAAAACAGAUAAGAAGGAUAUUUGAGGACCUGCUUAGAAUAUCCUCUUACAGUAUUAAGUCUGUUGUGUAAGUUCAAUAGAGUAACUUUAACCCAUGCUAUUUACAAAACUAGUACUAUGCUAAAAUAACACAAAGUAUUAAAUAGAGUUUUCAAAGCAAGGCUUUGAAGUGGGCAUGCAUGAUUUCUUUCAUUUUAAUAGUAGUUUGCAUAAGUGUAGGCAGAGGCAUUUCCUAAGUCUUUUCCUAUAAGAUUCUUGUUUGCUUCACAGCACUAAAAUUCACACAUUCAUGAACAGGAAACCCAAGCAAGUAGAUUCUCUGUAAUAUUGGUAACUAGGUCACAUUGUUAAAUCAACACUGAAAGUUUCUGCAGUAUUCCUGAGGGAACAGAAUUCACUCUAUUGCAUUAAGAUAAUGGAGAGUUGUUUUUAGACUAUGGGAACAAAUUUAUGACUCUUCACAAAAAGAAACCUUUAGAGCCAUGGAAAUGUGUCUUCAGGCACAGGAUUCUUGUGCUUCUACAAACAGUCUAAAGGUUUCUGGAUGUAUCUGUGGAGUUUUAAAGACGUUGUAUCAAGAAAAACCUGCUGAGAGGCUAUACACCCUUCUGUUGUUUUAUUUAAAGGUCUACCUUCUUUGGUUGGCUGAUAAUGUCUCUUUGCUUCUUUUUUAUUUAUUUAUUUAUUUUUGUUUUUGUUUUGUGCAUCUAUCAACAUUUACAUAAAAAUUUGCUAUCAGCCAUGGAGGUAUUCCAGAAAGAGUCUCAACACACAAAAUCAAAUGAGCCAAGUUUGUAUGAUAUCUGAACUUUCAUAUAUGAAAGAUUGAAAUCAGUAGACUCAUAGGCAUAUAUUCUAUUUAGACCUCUUCUACAGAUGCAGAGCCUAAAACACAGUAGUGCUUUUUUAAUUUGUGAGGGCAUUCAUUAUAUCAUGCAAGAAUAGAAAGAUAUACAAAUGUAUCAGAACACAAGAAGAGGAUUGGCUGAAUAUCCAGGAUGAAUAUAAUCUUCAGUAAUGGAAAACAUUUAUUUGUCUUAUUUUGUCUCUGUUGAAAAAAACAGCUUCUCAUAUGCUAUGGGAACUAUUUGGCACUGUUUACUACUUGAAAGCAGUAAAUAAGUAGAAAUAGAAAAAGAAAACUUGACUUUCCAACAUUAUCAGAUCAAAAUAUUUAAAACUUAGAGAAUAUUGUCUUUCUUUGAAAACAAGUUCAAGUUUUAAUUAUAUAACUAUAUUGAGGUUAACCCCACAUAAAAGUAAUUCUACAAGGUCUGUUCUGUUUAAAUAGGAGAAUGAAUUCCUCAAUAAUGUUGGAAAAAUAUAAAUUAGCAAUUCUAUGUAUUGAAACACUCAUAUAAGGCUUUGAGUUCAAUGAAAAAAGGAGUAUGAAUGGUAAUGUCAUAAAAAAUUAUAAACCAAAUACUUAUAGGUACAAAAAGGCACUUUUAAAGCAAAUACUGGAAAAUGUCAACAAUUUACAUGGUAUUUGGUCAGUAUUUGAUUUAGCUUCAAAUCUCAAUGUAAAUAUUUCUGUCCUUAAUAAUAUAAUUACAUCAAUAAUGUCAGAAUUACUAUUUGUGGUGAAAGAGAUCAACCUAGAUUAAAAUUGAACUAAAUUUUAACAAAACUUUUAAGCAUGAACCAAUUUCUAACCAUUUUGAAAAAUUACCAUGAACUACAAUUGUUAUGCAUGUCACAGAGAUUCAAAGCGUUUGUCUUGUUUCUGAUGUGUUUUUUCAGGUUUCAUGUUUGUUUUUAAAAUAUAUAAAAUCUCAAAAGUCAAUUUUUUUUAAUGUUCAAUGGUUCCAGGAAAAAAAAAUGUUUAGGAGAAAGUUAUACAAGCUUCUGAAGAAUAUUAAGCACACUAUUUAUUAUUGGGCUCAAAUUAUGUAACUCUUUAUUACUAUACACUAUUUAUGUACUACUAUACACUGUUUACUAUUUGAUCUUUUAAGGAAAUUCUUUAUUCCAAUAUACUAUUGUAAAUAAUGUAAUAUAAUUUUGGAAUAAGUAUACAUUUCAGUUUUAAAAAUACAUUUAUUUUGCAUAUGAUGUAUGUUAAAUUUGGAGGUACUAGAUCUAUAAACUGGAGAUUUAUAAUACAGCAUCUAAAUAUUGACAGUAUUUUUAUUUUGACAGAAAUAGCUGGCUAUUUAGGUUGGGAUACUUCAAGUUUUCUAUUAUUUGUAUUGGGUUUAAGAGGAAAAACAUAAUUCGUUAUGUAUUUUUUCCUUUAAAAAUAUUCAGUAUUCUAUAUCUUCUAGACAAAUUUUCAAAAGAUAAUUUGAAUGAAGAAGUCAACCUUUAAGUUGUAUAUAACAGAGGACUGAUCAUUAAAUAAAAAUUUAAGAUUUUAAUAUCCCUUCAUAAAACUGUUAGAUUAGAUGAGAGACUAAAUUCAAAAGUUUGAAUUGAAAAAAAAAUGAAGAAUAAAGGAAGAGAGAAAAUAGAGUAAAAAGAAAAGAAAAUCCACGUCUGUUUUUUUUUUUUAAAUCUGCUAAAAAUAAUCACAGGUUAAAAAUAUUAAGUAAAAUAAAUAAAACCAUUCAGUCUGAUUUAAGAAAGAAUGCUUACUGAGUCAGUACAACUUUACAUCUUUAGUGACUUUCUGUUAAUUUACAUGUGGAUGAAAAUUCACCUAAUGAAGUAAAAGACUCCUUGACACUUGAAUUUACUUAAAAACUUCUAUAGUGGACCAUGGCACUGUUUGGCCCAACCGCAGAGGAUUUUCCUGUACACAGCUGCUCCUUUCUAAAGCCAUGCUAGGAAGAGACCAGUUUCGAGCAGGGAUUGGGGAAGUAUCCCAAGUGAGACCACACCCAGGGUAAUUAGAAAAUGCAAGAAAAAAGUCAGAGAUGCAUUUUGACCUUUUGUUACCUCCUUCUUUAGGAGCAACAAUGGAAAAUAUUUAUAAUUAAUACAGAAAUCUAUUUAAGAAGGUCAGGAGUUUCUGAUAUCAUGUGUUCAAUGUUUGGCCAAUGGAAAGAGACAUGAGGAAGUGCUAGUCAGGGCUCAGGUGUGGAGGGUUUUCCCAUAGCAACAUUAUACUCAAAUGCUUUAUGUCUGAGCAUCACUUCUUCCCCUAAAAAUAAAAAGUAGUAUGCUCUCUUCUUCCUUUUUUUUCUAAUCACUAUUACCAAAGUAUCAGUCAGAACCACACAUACUUUGUUUGCUGCCUUUAAAAAAAAAAUCCAUAUCAUUUGAAUAUAAACACAAUUUACUUAGCUGCAUAUGAUUGAAAUAUUUGCAUGAUGGUUUAUAAAUUAUGACCUAAAAGUUUUUAAAAAUAGUAUGAGCAUAACAUUUUAGUGCUCGAACAUUAUUACAUGUUCUUUGUAUCUGGGAUUCAUGGAGAAGGCUGUGAAUAUCUUUUCUUUUGCUGUCAUAUGCCAUUUUCUUGGAUGUGUAAAGACAUCUUGGUUUUGAAAUUUACAAAACCACUUUCAUCCUGAGCCUGCUUCCCUUUACUUUUCCCUCUCACCAAGUAUUGACUCCAACAUUAUAGUUUCUAGAGCUAAAUCUUUUGAAAUAUCCCCCCUCAAAAUCACAUCCACCCAUUUCACCCACACUGUCUCUCUCUUUCAAAAUACACCCACACUGACAGCUCUUCUAACCAUCAUCAGUACACUCGGCCAAGAUUCUCCUUUCUUAUGCCCUUAGCUGCUAGAGUCAAUUAUCAAAACAUUAGCUAACAUAAGCCUUCUAAAAUGUAAGCACUCAUUAUACUCUUCUCAAACCCCUUUGAAAGAACAAAACCCGAAGUCCUUACAAACAUGUAUGAGGAGAGUAGAUAUGAAGUCAUUAAGCACCAGUGUAUCAGAAUAGCAUAUUUUCUGAUUGGGCUGGCAUUUUUACCUAUAGGAGGCAAAAGAAGUGUUAAAUACUUUUAUAUUUUGUUUCUAAAGACCUCUCUCCUGGCUGUGACUUUUCUUACACCAUCUCUUAAGAAUAGCUCCUUUAUUAUUCUUAAGAAGAGCUCAAGAUUAUGGCGAAUCUUAGUGUUCGAUGAGCCUGCCAAAUGCACCUCUGCUUCAAGACUUUCACUCUUCUAUAGUCUUUAUAUUUCUCCCAGAUAUCUACAUAGCUCAUUCCCUCAUCUCCUUCAGGUCUACGUUCAAUUUUCUCCUUCUUAGUGAGAUCUCUCUCUUCUAAUUUAAAAUGAAAGAGCCCUAUAGUUGUUCAUAUUCUCCUUUUUUGCUCUAUUCAUUCUCCAUAGUAUUAAUCACCAGAUACACCACAUAGCUCAUCCACUUAUCUUACUUAACAUCUCUGUCCUAUAGAAUAUGAACCCCACAAGAGCAGGGAUUUUUGUCAGUCUGUUUACUCAUGCAUUACCAGUGCCUUGAAUAGUGCCUGGAACAUAGUAGCAGAUCCAAAAAAGAUUUCAUCAAAAUUUUAAUUGGUUUCUUCAAGUUACACUAUACAGUAACCAAUAACAUACAUUUAAGAGGAACUUUUGUAGUUUGUUUUUUUAACUUAAAAAAUCUUAUUCCUCUUUCAAAGGGAAAACCUGCCUCUGAAAAUGAUGAAAUCAUGAACCAGAAAUUAUGUCUUCCUCUCUCUAAAUCUGAUCUCUAUCCCAGGGCCUAACUUCUACAUUUUUUUUUCCAGGUUUAUCUUUGAAAAUGACUCUAAAGUAAUUGGGCCCUAUACCCAUCAUGCACAUAGCUUAUAUUUAUUCUUUGAGACUAGAAUCUUCAUGUAGAACAUCAUUUUGAGAUCAAAACCAUACUGAAUUGCUCUUUGUUGAAUAUUCCAGUUCAUUUCAAAUUUAAAAGUUGCCAUGAGUUAAAGACCAUAAUUCCUCCAACAUUAGAAGCUAGUUUAAAAACUAUGCCAUAUAGUUAGUUACUUUACUGUAAAGGAGAAAACAAGGAUGUGGAAAAGGAGAAGAAGGAGGAGAAGGAACAGAAAUUAUGAUCAUUCCCUUUGAGUCAUAAUUAUAAGAUGAAUAGGAAAUUAUUUUGGUGUUUUAAAGAUCUAUCCAUAAUCUAGAAAUAUAUAUGUUGGAGCCAUUUAGUCUAUAAAUCCUUUUAACAGAAGUCUCAUAUCAAAUGGGUUUUAUAUUUCACAUAUUUUUAGUUUGAAAAUCUAUAGUUCUGAUGUACAAUAACAGGCAUUGUUUACCCUCAUAAUAUUCUAACUGGAUUCCCAACUUCCUUCUCCUCUUUAAUUCUAGAUAUACUUUUUAGAAUUUUACAGUCUUAUUUGUUACUCUCACCUAUCUCCAUAGUUUUAUUUCCUACCACUUGUUCUGUAUUCUCCAUAUUUUUACUAAUUAAAUAUCCUAGAUACUGAUUUUUGGAUGAGGGGUUUCAGAUUUUCAUCCUUCACUGUUUAUCUUUUUGUUCUUACCAACCCUUAUAUUUCUUUUACUCGCCUACAUUUUUGUGCCUUUCCCUCAAUGUGAUAGCUCAGACCUUCAGUUUUCAUCUCCUACCAGGCCUUCUGUGAAAAAGACACUGAAAAUAAAGACUUGGCAGGCGGUCCUGAUGAAGGAAGCUCAACCUGAAGAUUAAGGAUAGAUGUUUGAAAAAGUUUUCAGAAGUCAACCAGACUUUCAGUGGCUUUAGGAUCUAAGGGGUUUCACCUUGAGUAUUUCAUAGGAUGUCAAUAAUCAGUUUCACUUGUGUGCAUUGUCAUUCACAAGGAAUACACGGCAAUCAGGGUCAAAAGAUACUUUGGGAAAACCUUCUCUAGAGAAGAGUUUAAUGGCUCUUGCUCAGGAAAAAGGCAGAAUUUUCUUGUGUUUCUUACUAUUUGAUCCUUGACAGUCUGUAUGAUGGAAGCCAUUUCCCUCUGUGAUGUCCUUUUCAUUGCCAGCGUUUAAGAAUGCGUUUAGCAUCACUUCAGAAAUAACGAGUUCAAGCUCAAGUAUACACAGUACAUGGAAGAUACUGCCAUUCAUUGUCUCUUUUACUGAAUUUUGUUUCUUUUUAUAAUUAUCUUUAUGUUUGAAUCCUAAGAAUAUGUUCUUUGGUGAAUUUUAUUAAUUACAUCCCCUUCUAAUGGAUUUAAAUUUUUUCCAAACCAGGUCACUGUUUAUUAUGUUAUUAAAAUGAUAAUAUUUCAUUUCCUAUUCAAAAAGAAACUAUUUUGUUGUCUUUGCUGAUUUGUGAGGAUGAAUGGAGUUCUAUUAAAUAAAAUGUCACUAAAUGAAAUUCUGGAUUUGCAAAUAUAGGGGUGUGUAUGUGUCUACACAGUUUUUCAUCAGACGCUAAAUUUCUACCAGUAGGAAACAUAUCAAAUAACUGUAAAUAAAUGUUAAAGUAUCAAGACAUGAAAUUGAUGUUAAUAUAUGGAAACAUAAAAUGCUUUUAAAACUGACUCUGAACAUAUGUGGAUAUGUUAUGAUAUUGUUUUGAAUUUACUGUUUAUUGGAUCAAAAAUAUCUGAUAAUAUUUAUAUAAGCUUCAAAUCUAUAGGAAGACUGUCCUGUCUUCUAAGGAUAAUAGAAUAGAUACAAUACAGUGUCACUUUUAAGUUGUUGCUCUGAAAGCAGUGGAGUAGAUAGGGUGAUGAGUUCAGCCUAUUUCCUUUUCAUAUUUACAAAUUUAUUGAGCACUUAACCGUGUCACAAGCAUAGGAGUAAAUAAAACCACAAAAUAAAAAAGUCACCCAAAAAGUCACAUUCUGAUGGAGAUGACACAUUAAAAACAGAUAAAGAGCAGGCUGGGAGUGCUUAACUAGCAUGUACAAGGCCCUGGGUUCAUCCCUAGCAUACACCACACACACACACACACACACACACACACACACACACACAAGAGCCUUAUGUGGGUUUAAGACUUACUAAUGUCAUUGUGUGACCUUGGGCACUGUUUUCUCACCUGUAAAAUAGGACACUAUUUUCACCAACAGUAUGAGCUAGAUUUUGUCAUGUAUCCUUUUGAUAACCUGACUUCUUCCCUUUCAUGAAGAAACUCAAUGUAAUCUCUCUUAUCCAGGCUGUUAAGAGAGCUUGGGAAAGCUACUGUAGUUCUGUGUUUCCUGUCUUUAUUCUAGGAGCUGAUGGUGGUUUUUUUGCAGAUGCUUAGUCAAAGGCAAAUCAUAAUCAGUCUCUUUCAGGGUCAUCCAGGGGUACCAGCUUCUGGACAAAUUUUUUUUUCUCUUAGGGUAAUUUUAUACUUCUUUAAUUCAUUAUAACUAGAAAAUAAACAUUGUUUUUUCUAUCAGAAAAGAUAAAAAAGGUUUGAAAAAUCCUGAUAGAUUUCACAACUUACUCUUUUGUUUAGUCUCUUAUUUCCCCCGCUCUAUAGGCAGACCACAAACCUAUGAUUUCCAUUGAUGGGUUUAGGUACAUUAUAUGGAACACAGGUAAGGAAAGCUUCAACCAUUGUGGUUCCAAAGGUGCUAGUUUGGGCAGUAUUGAAAGGAUCAUUUCCUGCUUGUAUGUGAAAUUUAAUGAGAAUUUUUGUCCUGUAUCAAGUGGUCAUAUCAUGAUAUACCUUGAGAAACAAAUCAAGUAAAAUCUCUUUAAGUAUGGGAAAAGUACAAGAAUACUAUGAAUACUGAUCAUCAUUCAUCUAGGAGAAGCCACAAAUAAAAAAAAAUUCUUAUGAAAUAAACAGCAGACAACCUCUGUCUCCAUGAAACAUGAAUGUCUGUAUUUGGCUUCACGCAGAUCACUAAACCAGAGUGCCUACCUGUGUUAGGGUGAGCUGAUGCUGUGUUAAUUAGUGAGCAUAAGAAGUGAUUUCCUUCCCUUGCUGACACGUUGUUUACAAAACACAUACAGCUGGAAUCUCAUCAGCACAUAUGCUCCUGUGACAAAUGAUUAAAUUAAGAGGAAAACAGGAGGUCAGGGUGGAGUGGGGUGGAUAGCAUGAUUCUCUUUUCACAUAAUGGUUUUCAUAAAUGAACACUUCAGGCCACCAGCAAGUGGUUUAUUAGAUUUACAAAGGCAAACACAGAGCAUCAACUAUGAUCAUAAUAAAGCAUCUUGUUUCUGGAAGUCGACACCUUUCAGAGUACCUUUUUAAUGAACUGAUUUCCUCAUGAAGUCUUUAUAAAUUGAUCCCAGCCCCCUUUGCUUGUAUAUUGGAGAUUUAGACCAGUCUCUAGAAAGUAUAUUGUGAUUUUAUACAACUUAUUUUACAAAAUGAUAUUCAAAUGCAUUUGUUUACAGCAAAAGAUCUUAAACUUUAUUCUUCAUAGUUGUUCCUUUGUCAUUUAACUGACAUUAUGAAUAUGUUUUUAAGAAAAUUUCCUAAAAAUUAGUAAAAAAAUUGUUUGCAGAAACAAUUCAAUAUUUCUGAAGAAUUUCAAAUACCUAAACAUACAUGUUUUAAAAUAGAAUAAUUAUGAGAAAAUUUGGCAACUCUACAGUGUAUUUGAUUAAUGGAGACUGCCAAGCAGGUAAUUAUCAAAACCUAAGCAAAUAAUCAAAAGAACACAUUUUGUUAUUUUUCUCACUAACCCAAAGUCCUUUGCUUUUCACCUUCUUUGAGAUAAUAAAUGUUCUUGCUGAAAAUCCUCUUAGAGAUUAAUCUAAAUCCUUGACUUUACUGGUGUUAAAUGGAGACUUAUGUCACCUGUCUUGCUAGAAGUCACAGGAGUAGCUUUGAGAAAUGCUGGUACCAGAACCAAGGUCUUGACCCAUCUGGUUAUGCUGGUAUUUCUUUUAAUAAUUCUACCCUGCCUCGCCAGACCUUUUUUUCCUGUCCAACUCAGUUCUAUGUGCACAUGGUCACGUUUGAUUUUCACUAUCAUUUCCUGUGGCUAGAAUCCUUCAUCAGUAUUCUCUUAGGUAAACAUCUACAAAUGCACUCAGAAAUCUUUAUAUUCGAAACUGAUUUUGACAAUCUAUGGAUCUGGAAUGAGUCCAGUCCAGUGAAAAGGCAUGAUUUUAUCAGGCCUACACCUAAACCAAAUGAUAUUCACUCAAUAAGGCCAAUUUUCUUGUUGAAAAGCAGGUGCUUUCUGACUCGAACAAGUAAAAUGUUUCUCUGUGCCCCUUUCACUUCCUUUUUCCAAAAGUCUUUACUUGGCCAAUGAGAAAGAGAGCAGCUCAUCUCAGCUACUCAACUGAGCUCUUAACUUUGUCAAUGAGCUCUUUACAUUUGUUAUGACUUAAGGCCAGGAUGAAGUAGAAAGUUGGGAAGUUAGAGAUUUUCUAUAUUUAAGGUCACCAAGAAUGAUGCAGUGUAUGAGAGAGCUGUUGUCCUGCUUGGGAGAGAUUCCCUCCCAGAGCGAUUCAGAAAUUUCCCCCUACUCUAUUAAGUUAAAAAGCACUGCUUCAUAAGAUUCACUAUUGGAAAUUUAUAGAUUAGAAUUUUAACAGAUUAGAUUUUCUCAAAUCUUAAAAAAACACAGAAAAAAUGUGGAGAAAAGCUAUAGAUUCUAACAUGCUUUUUAAAUCUAAGCAUGCACGAAUAUGUUGUAUUCAUUGGGUCACAAGAUAAUAAAAAAGAUUUGCAUCAGGUUUUAUCUGACAUUAUCUCAGCAUUGCUAUUGUUGAGUUUGCAAAAGAUUGGCUCAUUGGUUUCUUGGCCGCUAUGAUUUUUAACCCAACUUUACAACUAUGUUUUUUAUGGUCUUAAAAAUGAUGUGUGAAAAAUAAUGUAUUGGAUUCACAUUGAGUAUUUAAUGUCACAUAAAUUCAUAUCAUAUUAAAACAAUAAUGCAUUUUUUAAAAAUGGCAUUUAUAGGGACUGGGGUUGUGGCUCAGUCAUAUAGGCUCACCUAGCAUGUGUGAGGCACUGGAUUC